AGCAGAGAGAAGAAAUUUUUAAUUUACCUGAUGACCAAAAAAAACAACCAGUUUCCUCUGGUAACAACGCAACCACGUCCCUAUAUCGACCCCGAAAGAUUAUACGAACCUCAAUAUAUGGACCAAUUGACGACUAUAUUGCUAAAAAGUUAACUCAGCAAGAUAAUGAAAAAUUCAAGAUUCUCUUAUUAAGACUAAUAGUAUCAUGCGGAUGGGCCUUCUACUGGGUCAAUAAGCCAGAGGCUAAAGAGCUAUUUGAAUUUUUAAACCCUUACCUUAAACUUCUAGACCGUCGGGCCUUUAGCAGAAAGAUUUUGGAGGCCGCUGUUGCUGAAGAGGAUAAUGAAAUGUAUGAUGCACUUAGUAAAGAUCAAAUAGGCGUUACCUUGACAUUUGAUGAGUGGACUAAUGUAAAAAAUGAACAACUAUUAGGAGUAAUGAUUAUUACUUCUGGGGGAAGACCCUAUGUGUGGAAAGCAACAGAUAUUAGUUUAGAAAAGGAAACACAUAUUGAAGUUAUGGAUAAAACAAAUACAAUGAUCAAUAAACUAAAAAGUAUGAAUAUGGAAGUUUCUACUGUUGUCACAGACAGCGCUAGACCAUAUGCGGCGUCAAGACGAAGACUUAGACUUGUUCAUAGAAAUAUCGUAUUCUUACCAUGUUAUGCAUACCAGCUAAACUUGUACGUAGGCGAAAUAUUCAAAGAAUCUACGAACCUAAAAAUUACAAUGGACCAAGCAAUUAAAUUAGCUGCUUAUUUUAAAAACACAAGAAACAAAUAUUUCAUCACCAAAUUACGGGACCAGCAGAAAAUUACUUAUAAAAAAUAUUAUGGAAUAGCUGUUCUAGGAGAGACCUGCUGGAAUAGCUAUUAUUCAGUAGUAACUAGUCUCUUACAAACUAAACAAGCAUUGCAGGCAAAUGGCUCACUUCAUCAGGAUAUUUUUGAUAUUAUCACCCUAGAUUCGUUUUGGUUGAAUUUAAUGUCGGGUGAAGAACCUACAUGUAUCUUGCGUGAAUUUAAUGAUUUUUCUAUCAGAGCUUACCCAUUUGAUGAUAAUACUUACGAUUAUUUUGGUGAUAUUUGGAAGUAUUGGAGUUAUGUUAAGGAUUCGAUGGCUAAAUUAGGAUUGGUUGCUUGUCAAUUAUAUGGAAUUUGCAUUAAUGCAGCCGCAGUUGAAUACCUUUGGAGCU
Molecule: messenger RNA, 1194 nt
Organism: Scutellospora calospora
Lineage: Eukaryota; Fungi; Glomeromycota; Glomeromycetes; Diversisporales; Gigasporaceae
Source: the annotation of a GenBank genome assembly